GGAUGCAUAGACAUAUCCUUUCUGUGUGGAACACAGUAACACUGAGCCCAGUGGUGUUCAGGUUACCCAGCAACCCUUUCACUGUGUAUUAUUGAACCUUUUUGUGUGAUCAGUGUAUUGUUGGACUCUUUGGAUUGUCAUUGGGAGGCCGCGGGUGGAUUGGCUUACAUUCUGUGUGUGCUGACACAGACCUUCUGUGACCACAUUCAGUUGGAUGAUGACAAGGGAAGCACGGUGAAAGACAAUAAUCUGCUAAAAAGACAAGAAGAAACAUCUGUGAGCACAAACAGAGAAAGUCUACCAACUGAGAUGGAAUCAAAGAGACAAACCUGGGAUUAUCAGUGACGAUCAUUCUCUAACAUGGACUAAUCUAGGAAGCUACACUUUCACAUAUAAACACUUUUCCAUACGAUUGGUUUCCUUGCUGUGAAGAAGACAAGGGGUGAACAUGCAGGAGUCUCCAGGUAUCGCAGGUGUGGACGGCAGCUUUGCUAGCAACGUGCCGGCUUUCCUCACUAAACUGUGGACGCUGGUGGAAAAUCCAGAUACCAACCACCUCAUCUGCUGGAGCACUACUGGAACGAGUUUCCAUGUGUUUGAUCAGGGACGCUUUGCCAAAGAGGUUCUACCAAAAUACUUUAAACACAACAACAUGGCGAGCUUUGUUCGGCAGCUUAACAUGUAUGGUUUCCGUAAAGUGGUGAACAUUGAGCAAAGCGGCCUGGUGAAGCCUGAAAGAGAUGAUACAGAGUUCCAGCAUCUUUACUUCCUGCAGGGACACGAACAUAUGCUGGAGCACAUCAAGAGGAAGGUGUCCAUCGUGAAAAGCGAGGAGACCAAAGUUCGUCAGGAGGACCUCAGUAAGCUAUUGUAUGAAGUUCAGCUUCUAAGAACACAGCAGGAUAACAUGGAGUGUCAGAUCCAGGACAUGAAGCAGCAGAAUGAGGUUCUUUGGAGAGAGGUGGUGUCAUUGAGACAGAACCACACGCAGCAACAGAAGGUGAUGAACAAGCUGAUUCAGUUCCUGUUCAGCCAGAUGCAGUCAAGCACACCCAGUGCUGUGGGCCUGAAGAGAAAACUGCCUCUGAUGUUGGAUGACAGCUCUCCCAGCCCUCCUCCCCCCAAGUUCAGUCAUAGUCAUCACAUAGAGCCUCCGCAUGAAUCCUACUACAUCCACUCACCAUCAAGCGAUGCUGUGUCUACUGAUGAUCUGACAGGAGGACCAAUCAUAUCAGAUGUUACUGACAUGUCACAGACCAGCAAGGCCAUUCAGAUGCAGUCUGUUGAGAGCAGGGAGAAGUGCAUGAUGCUCAUUAAAGAAGAGCCUGUGAGCCCAGGAGUGCGCGGUGGGGGAAAAGGGGGUGGCAUUGGUGGAGAAGAAGCCGUGGCAAUGACCUCCACCUGUGAGGUCUGCACCUCUGAGCCUCCAGUCCUCCCUGUCGCCAUGGUGCAGUCUGUCCUGGAGGGGAGGGGUUCAGCAGCUUCAGUGAUAGAGAGGAGAAGCAGGAGACCUGCCCUCGACAGAGCUGAGCUUUCAGAGUCAGUGGAGAACGUAGACAUGAGCCUGGAGGAGCUACAGCAGCUGCUGCUCAGGAGCCACCAGCAGAGUGCUCUGGAAACUGGAGCUGGCACUGUAAUGGAUCCUUUCAGUUUAAGCCUGCCUCUGACUGAGUGGAAUUUCCCUGAGAUGGAGUCCAACCUCAAAUCUUACAUGUUUCAGAAUCAGGAAGCAGAGGCUUUUCAUGCGGCUAGCUGUGAGGAUCAGUGAUUCUGAACCACCACCUGCCACAUUUUAAUUGAAAGGCCACAGAAGCUGCUGUUUUCUACUCUGUUCUACUCCUGAAGAGUUUGAACUCAAAGCCCUGCCAGGCUGUUUCCUACAUGCUGCUUUAUUUCUGUUCUGUGCACAGAAGGUCAUCUGAAAGAAAGGGGACAGUGGAUUUUUUUAACUACUCCCUGGUUAGCUGGCUGCCAUGGUUUUGAUGUCCACAUUUGCAGUUAAGGAAACAAAAUAAUGUUGUUGCGACAUAAUUCAAUUCUCAUUUAAAGCCAGAUGGAUGCAGACUGCACAUUCUUGGCUUCUGCACUUUAGUCUUUGUGUGAGUUGUAGCCUGUAGAUGUAAUUUUUUCUCCUAUAAAUAAUCUAUUGCAGAAAUGUAAAAAUGUUUUCUAUUAUUUAACAUAAGAAAGGUAAUCAUUGAGGUUAAUGUAGCAUAUUUCACAAACGCAUUUUCUGAGACUGUGUAGAGGCCCCUCAACUCUUCCUCCAAAAUCCCUGCAGUGAUUCACUCCAGUGCUACAAUAAGUGUAUAAGACUUUUGAUACUUAAAGCAAAAAUGUAAAUGUAAAGCCCACUGUAACCCAUUCAAGAUUGGGCUUCAGGAGAAACAGGUCCAGGAGAGACACCCAGAUAUCCAUCUCCCCUGGCGACACCCACUUAUUCUGGGGGAUCCCAAGCCGGAUGGAAUACAUAGUCCCUUCAGUGAGCUCUGGGUCUCCCCCGACCUCUCCUCCUAGUGGCAUUUGCCCAGAAAACCUCUAGAAAGUGGUGCUCAAUAGGAAUGCUCAGCAGAUGUCUGAACUACGUAAAAUGACUCCUUUCGAUGCAGAGAAGCAGCGGCUCUACUUUGACCUCCCCCUAGAUGACAGAGCUCUUCACCCUAUUUUUAAGGCUGAGUCCGGCCACCCUACGAAGGAAAUUCAUUUCAACUGUUUGUAUCCAGGAUCUCAUUCUUUCUGUAAUGAUCUAUAUCUUAAGGCAUAUAGGUGAGGGUCGGAACGUAGACAGAACAGUAAAUCAAGAGCUUUACUUUUUGUCUCGGCUCUUCAUCACAACAGACUGAAGCAACUCCCAUUUUACUGCAGACGAAUCCCAAAUAUGAAUGUCCAUCUCCCACUCCACCCUACCGUCACUCGAACCAGAAACCAAUCUCGUAUAAGUAGCAGACCAUGGAUGCAUGGAUGGACUAAUGUGUAUCACACUGGGAGUUUAACCUACGUAUUUAAUAUGUCCUUGCACUGAUCUAACGUGUACCCAUAUAGUUAUAUUUUUCUGUUUUUACUUGUGAAACAAUGAAAAAAAAGGCUUAUUAUUUGACAAAAGCAUAGUCAGUUCUGCUUUUAGCACAAUCAACAUCUUCAGAUGGGUUGGAACAUUGAUAUUAGGCCUUUAAUUUUCUGUUUGUAAAAUUCAGGCACUUUGUAGAGCUCCUUGAGAGUCGCUAGACCUGUAUAUGGAUACAAAAUUAGUUGAGAUGUUUAUGAGAGCACACAUGGAACAAAACCAGAUCCAAGUGUUUUUAAACUGAGAGAUCAUAUAUUACAUAAUUUAAAAAAAAUGUUGUUGGAGUUUCUAUUGCUACAUGUAUAAUGGGAUUGUUUCUUGAAAUUUAAUCUGUAAUAGAAACUUGCAUACCAGCUUCAAAAACUGUACAUAAUAAGAUUGAGAACAUUUACUACAGUUUUUCCCUUUUUUGUGUAAAAGUUCAUGCUGAGCAUUGGUUGCAGGCAACAAAUAUUUGUGAUAAUGUGAUUAGGAGAAAGUAGCCGCAGAUAGGUUGAAUUGUGCAAUAUUGUACAGAACUGUGAGAAUACUGCAAUGCACAGAUGACCAUUGGAAUGUAGGUAAUGAACAUGUAGAUGUGAGUUGUGGACUUGGGCAGACCACAGUGAGAUGCACUGCUGAAGGAAAAAAUUAGCCUGUGAGUCUAAAAGCACUGCUAUUCAUGCUGAACUGGACAGAAGCUUUAAACAUUCGUUACAUGAUGGUGAAGUGAGAUGAGCUACAAGCCUGCACCCAGUAGCACCCUGCAGCCUGUGGCUUGGCCACAGGCUACUGCGGCAUUUUGCAGUGGAAGUGGCAGUCCCAUAACCUUUUCGUCCAAAACAAGUCAUGCAGAAUCAGCCGGUUGUGCCCUGAACACGACUUAAAAAACUCUCUGCAACCAUGGAUUCUAAGAAGGCACAAAUAAGCAUUAGCUUUUAGCGUUGCAUUGCUGUUUUCCUUCGAGUUUCCGCUGUUGCACAAAGAAUCUUUGUCAAUGAGACUUAAAUGCCUGUACAACAUGUUGGCACAAUUACAGCAGAAACUUGUUUUGAGGGAAGUGAAAAGCUCAAUGAACCCAAAAGUAGCAGCUUACCGAGACCAAACCUGAAAUGAGAUUUUGCUUUUUCUUUCUAAAUAUUUUAUUGAGCUCACUAAAACAUUUCAAAUGGGACUUGCACGGUAAAAAAAAUGUGUUUGAGCCUCCUUCUCUGUGAAUGAUUUGGAGUAAAUGAAAGAAAAAGUGACCUGUGGUGUAAAGUAAGUGGAAUUGCACUAAAACUUGCAGUUGUAAGAUAUCCUUAGACUUAGCAGUUUUUUUGUUCCUCAUCAUAUGAGUGUAAAUGGCUUUUUCAAGGGGUGAUGAAUUGUACAUUCAGUUGCUGUUGUGUUCCUGAUUUAUUCUGUUUUAAAUUUUAAUCAUUUGCACUGGCACAGAAUGGAUUUGUGUUCAAAUGGCAUUUAUGCUUGUCGGGAUUACAGACAGAUAAGGAAGUAUUUUUGUUCAGUGACUGAAAAGACAUCUGCUGUUAACAAAGCCUGGCAUCCCAAAAGCACCUCUGCACUGUGAACGGUCAUGAAUAAAUCUACAUACAAAUUUGCAUCACUUGCUGCGUUAGCGAAAGAUAAUAGAAAGCAAGCAUGCACUGUCAAUGAAAAAAGGGAUGAUCUCAGUACUUAGAUGCUUUUGAAAGUGGGCCACAGCUUGCUCAAAAUAUGAAGCAUUUUGGGGAUUUUUUUUUCUUUUUUUUUGGCAAAGACUAAAGUGUAUUGUUACACAUACCGAACAUGUAUUCCACCUGUGUAUGAACAAUUUAAGUGGUCAACUUAAAUAAAAGUUAUUAAAAAAAAA
Girardinichthys multiradiatus is the source of this 4895-nucleotide messenger RNA. It is a transcript of the gene hsf4, whose product is annotated as heat shock transcription factor 4. The coding region runs from base 449 to 1768 and encodes 439 amino acids. Gene Ontology annotation, molecular function: DNA-binding transcription factor activity; sequence-specific DNA binding. Lineage: Eukaryota; Metazoa; Chordata; Actinopteri; Cyprinodontiformes; Goodeidae. Gene Ontology annotation, biological process: regulation of DNA-templated transcription. The record is from RefSeq and is a predicted model, not a curated record. The transcript has 13 exons.